AUGACAGUGACGCUCAUUUUUCAGUUGGAGCUUGACUGGUCUCAUCUCGAUGCAGUCGCUGAGAAUGUUGUGGCUGCGCAAGAAGCGGCGAGGGUUGUUACCGAAACAACACCGCUUGUUGAUCCGACCGAAAACGUCACAACCGUGGGAGAUUCUACGACAGAUUCCGCUGAUGGGACGAAUUCGACUCCUGGAAAUGGCAAUCAUCCCAUUGACCCCAGCGGAUAA
Messenger RNA from Haemonchus placei, 228 nucleotides. NCBI's taxonomy places the organism in Eukaryota, Metazoa, Nematoda, Chromadorea, Rhabditida, Trichostrongylidae. The record is from the annotation of a GenBank genome assembly.